Molecule: messenger RNA, 867 nt
Organism: Notothenia coriiceps (black rockcod)
Lineage: Eukaryota; Metazoa; Chordata; Actinopteri; Perciformes; Nototheniidae
Gene: gfral
Product: GDNF family receptor alpha like
Exons: 5
Coding region: 1-867 (288 amino acids)
Biological process (GO): nervous system development
Cellular component (GO): external side of plasma membrane; signaling receptor complex
Molecular function (GO): signaling receptor activity
Source: RefSeq, a predicted model, not a curated record
AUGUGUUACAUCCUGUUGACUGUGGGGGGUGUUUCCCAUCCCAGCCGACCAGAGGCUCAGAUCAGCCGCUGGAGGGACAGUGACAGCUCUACAACUGCUAUCAUGCAACUGACACGCCUGGAAGCUGCGUUCAUACUUGGGAUAAUGAUUCAUCAGAUAUCGAGCAGCAGCAUUUCACCUCCACCUUCCAACAGUUUUGCUGAUGUGGACACCUGCAUGUCAAAUCUAUGCAAGUGGAGUCAAGAAGCAUUUUACGGCAACAUCUGUGAGGAUGAAGGCUGCCAAAUAAAAGGCUCAGAGGUCUGUAACUUGACCAUCCAGACUGUGCUGGACCAAUUUCCCUCUCUGCACGGGUGUGUGUGUGCCUGGGAGGAGGAGCUUUGUGGCUCUAUACAAGCACUGGCCACACAAUGCAACCAAAAGACAGCAGCACAGAAGAGGAGAGCAGGGGUGGACUGGCAGUCAAGCAGUUUCAUAAGAUAUGUACAAAACGGUGCUGAAUCCUGUUUGGACCAAAUGAAAGGGUGCGUCAAUGAUGCAGUUUGCAACAAGUACCUUAUCCCUGUGAUUCAGGCAUGCAUGGCACCACAAUGUGACCAUGACCGCUGUGAGAAAGCGUCUCAAAAGUUCUACAGCAGCAUGCCACAGAAAGUUGCAGAAAUAAUUGUCAUGUGCGAAUGUAAGGAUUCGGAUCAAAACUGUCUGGAUAUAAAAACUGCUCUGCAAAGCGGCACAUGUGGAGACCAGAUAUGGAUCUGCCAGGAUACCGUUAACCUGUGUGUUGAGGACAGAAGCUGCAGGCAUGUCGCUAUUCUUUCCCUCCUUUCAGUAUGUCUUGAACUGCAAAAAUACUACAGAAGAAAAUAG